Molecule: messenger RNA, 2607 nt
Organism: Puma concolor (puma)
Lineage: Eukaryota; Metazoa; Chordata; Mammalia; Carnivora; Felidae
Source: RefSeq, a predicted model, not a curated record
AUGUUGCCGGAAGCACUGGAAAGUCUCCUACACCCAAUGGAGGCAAAAGCGGCCAUUUUCCACCUUGAGGGAAAAACAGGAGAAUUUCCGGGUUUCCGCUGGACCUGCCAGUUUUUGCCAGUGGAGCCCAAGCGGCCGACUCGAGCUGGCCGCCAGGCCUCCAGCCUCAGUGGAGAGAAGGAUGGCAACGUGAUCAGAGCAGCCAAGGGCAGCAGGCAGCGGGCAAACAGCCACGCUUCACUAGCGAGAAGAGAAUCAGAACAACCUUUCAGGAGAGCUGUUUGCCUUCACGGACCACAAGCCUGCAAAUUUGACAUUUGCCCAUACCCAAACACUUUCGCUUCCAGGAGUGUAUCAGACCUGUUAGACUAUGUGAUGCACAGGACCUCGAAUGCUCUGUCUCCCCCACUUCUCUUUCUGUUGCACAUCCUGCCUUUGCUGCUCCUCCUGUCUUCGGCCUCGGUUCCACCUGCCUCUGUAUCCUGUGGCUUCCGGGAAGCUGCACUGAAAAGCCCAACUGAAUUCCAUGAGCAAAGAAAACAUUUGGAUAGUGACAAGACUGAAGACGCACUGAAGCACAAGGUCAGAAACAGGCCUGACUGCGCGGACGUGGUUAAUAUGCACGUACUUCAAGCCUCCACUACAGAGAGGUCCAUCCCAACUGCUCAGAUGAAGCUGAAGAGAGCCCGACUUGCGGAUGAUCUCAACGAAAAGAUUGCUCUCCGGCCAGGGCCACUGGAGUUGGUGGAGAAGAACAUACUUCCCGUGGACUCUGCUGUGAAAGAGGCCAUAAAAGGUAACCAGGUGAGUCUCUCCAAAUCUGCAGAUGCCUUUGCCUUCGAGGAGGACAGCAGCAGUGAUGGGCUUUCUCCAGACCAGACUCGAAGCGAAGACCCCCAGGGCUCAGCAGGAUCCCCAGCGGACACCAAAGCUUCGGAGACCCCGUUAGCAGGUCCUGCUCUGGGGGCAGUCCAGGAUCAUUCUUCUGGCUCGGAAAAUGACAAGAAUGACUCAGCCUCACAGCUCAGCAACCAGUCAGACGCGGGCAAGCAAGGGCUUGGGACCCUGGGCCCCUCCACUGCUGGGCACACUGCUGUGAAGUCCAAGUCCUUGAGCGACAGUAAGAACCGCCACAAAAAGCCCAAGGACCCCAAGCCCAAGGUGAAGAAGCUCAAAUAUCACCAGUACAUCCCCCCAGACCAGAAGGCCGAGAAGUCGCCUCCGCCCAUGGACUCGGCCUACGCCCGGCUGCUCCAGCAGCAACAGCUGUUUCUACAGCUCCAAAUCCUCAGCCAGCAGGAACAGCACCGGCUCAGCUACCCUGGGAUUCACCAAGCUCAGCUCAAGGAACCAAACGAACAGAUGGUCAGAAAUCCAAACUCCACUUCAGCACCACUGAGCAAUACCCCUUUGUCUCCUGUCAAAAACAGCUUUUCUGGACAAACUGGUGUCUCUUCUCUCAAACCAGGCCCCCUCCCAUCAAACCUAGAUGAUCUGAAGGUAGAGGAUUUGCGACAGAAAGUCCAAUGGCGACUACCAGGGGCUGGGGAGAGGAGUAUGCGGAAUUUGCUGGAGGACGCCGUCCCCAGCUGUCCAUUUGCGCCCCAGCCGAGACCUGGGAAGAGACCGGGCCCUGCUCCCUGCGCCUCCGAGGCCCCGGGCCGCCCCGACGCCCUCCCCUCCACGUUUCUCAGCCCCCAGUGCUCCCCUCAGCACUCCCCGCUGGGGGCCGUCCAAAGCCCCCAGCACAUCAGCUUGCCCCCGUCCCCCAACAGCCAUUACUUCCUUCCCUCUUCGUCGGGGGGCACGCAAGGAGAGGGUCACAGGGUCUCCUCACCUGUGGGCAGCCAGGCAUGCGCGGCACAGAUGGCUGGUCUGCACUCUUCUGACAAGACAGGGCCAAAGUUUUCAAUUCCUUCCCCUCCUUUUUCCAAGCCAACAUCAGCAGUUCCAGAGAUAACACAGCCUCCAUCGUACGAAGAUGCAGUAAAGCAGCAAGUGACUCGGAGUCAGCAGAUAGAUGAUCUCCUGGAUGUCCUCAUUGAAAGUGGAGAGAUGCCAGCUGAUGCUAGGGAGGAUCAUUCAUGUCUUCAAAAAGUCCCCAAGAUAGCCGGGUCUUCCCGAAGCCCUAACGCCGCCCUCUCCAAACCCUCAUCUUCAGGAGGCCAACUCUCCUUCGAUCACUAUGGUACCGACAGUGAUGAGCACCUUGAAGUCUUAUUAAAUUCCCAGAGCCCCUUGGGGAAGGUGAGCGAUGUGGCCCUUCUAAAAAUCGGGCACGAAGAGCCUCCUUUUGACGGGAUAAUGGAUGGAUUCUCCGGGAAGGCAGCAGAAGACCUCUUCAGCGCGCACGAGAUCUUGCCAGGCCCCCUCUCCCCGAUACAGACUCAGUUUUCACCUUCCUCUGCAGACAGCAGUGGGCUGCGGCUAAGCUUCACCGAAUCUCCUUGGGAAACCAUGGAGUGGCUGGACCUUACUCCACCCAGUUCCACACCAAGCUUCAGCUCCCUGGGCCCCAGCGGCCCCAGCAUCUUUAACAUUGAUUUCUUGGACGUCACGGAUCUCAAUUUGAAUUCCCCCAUGGACCUUCAUUUACAGCAGUGGUAG